ACCAAGUGGAAUCUUAUCCUGCCGCUCAGAAACUCUCUCUUUAGCUGUAAAUUAAUUAAAUCCAAAAGUGAUUAAGAAAUGAGGCUUGGCUGAAUUUUGUGUCCAUAUCGGCUACAUUACAACUGUGAGCUUAGAUGGAAUCCCUUGACUCCCAGCUGCUCAACUCAUAAGCCAACCACAAAAAACUCAGUUUCUGCAGUCUACUCAUGAGGAGCAGCUGUCCGGGGUACAUGUGGGCAAUCUCACGAUCUCUCCUUUCUUCGGAGAGAUUUUUCUGGCCACACAUCCCCGCUCCUUCAGGUACGUCUAGUUCUCUGUGUCCUCACCAGAAGUCCUUUUCUUCCCAAGGUAAUCUAUUUCAUUGCCAAAUCAUUCUUUCCAUUAGAAUUUUUUUUUCUGCAUGUCCAACUGGAAUCUACUUCCUUGUCAGUUAAACUCUUUGUUUCUUGUCUAAUCUUCUGGAACAACUCUGAACAAUUCUGCUCCAUCUUUCUACAUGACAGCCCUUCAGUUACUUGAAGACAGCUAUAAUUUCUUCCCCACAGCCUUUUCUUCUCCAAGCCUCCAACUGUUCUCCAUAUGUCUUUUCUUCCAGGCCCCUAGUCAUCUCACUUGAUCCCCUCUUGACAUGCUCCAGUUUGUCAAUGGCGUCUCUAAAAUACAAUGCCCAGGAUGGAAUAUAAUAUUCUAGUUGUGGUCUCAUCACUGCAAAAGAGAGGAACAAUGACUUCUCUGACACUACUAUUAAUGCAGCCGAGGGUUGCAUUUUCUUUCCACAGCCGCAACAGACUGUUGGCUCAUGUUCCGCUUUCGAUCCACCAAAAAACCCAGAUCCUUUCUGUGCAUCUUGCUGCCCAGUGUGAUCAUCCCACAUCUUAUCUCUUUGUUGUUGUUUUUCCUUUCCAAAUAGAAUACUUUUGCCCCUGUUGAAAUUCAUCUUGCUGGGUUUUACUCAGUGUUCCAGCUUAUCACACACCCCUGAAUCUUGAUACCAGCUUCUAAUGCUAAGCUAGUCCCUUUAUCAAAAAGGUAAACUCUGGUUUAUUGAAUAAAUCUGAACCAGCAGGAUUGGCACUAUGUAGUAAGCCAAAAAUAUGGAUUGCAAAGACUGGAUUUAUACAACUUGCUAACUCAAAACUGUUCUAAGUUCAAUAUACUUUGGGCAUUGAACACUGGGAAGGGAAGGAACAUGUCAGGUUACCCAGUAAGGGGGUUAGAGACCAACCGAAUCUUGGUUUCACACCAUUUGAAAAUUACAGGAUUGUUGGGAAAGCGUGAAACUGUUGUAGCACAGAUCUUGCUUGCUCAUUUAGGCAGUUGAAUAAUUCUAUAUGACUCAUAUUGGUUCUUAUCCAGGUUUUUCUGAUGACAGAUUGGAACUACCUAAAACAUCCUGGAUGAGUGUUGAAAUACUAGUCAUCUUUUGACUAGUGACAGGUGACAGGUAAUAUCAAUCAAAGCUAGCUUGCUUAUCCAAGAGGAAGCUGCUAUAAAAGAUAAGAGAUUUUCCAAGGUUCUCUCAAAGCCCUCACUGGUUUUGGAAAAUUGGUUCCACUGAUGCUUGGAAAAUUACACUACUAAGGAAACCAGAGGAUCUCACUUCACUACAAGACUGUUAAAGAAGACAGCUAUAUGCUAAAGGAAAAUCUUGGAAGGCCCACCAGCAACUCUUUCGUGAAGGCUUGUAAUCCAGUGUGCUGAUUUUACUGCAGGCCCCCUUUUAAACCAGACACAGGUUUUCCAACAAUGUUUUGCCAGCAUGAGAAUGUUGUCCAAAAGAGAUCCAGCGGAAGUGUGAUCAAGAGGGGCAAGCCAUCUGAUUCCAGGUUCCCCAGGCAGAUGGGUUCAUUAGGUCUGAAGGUGUUGAUCACCGGUGGAUCAGGUUAUUGUGGAUUCUAUCUGACCUGCGCUCUCAUCAGGGAAGGGAUCCGUGUUGUUUUGCUUGAUAUACUUAAACCUACAUGGGAAAUACCUGAAGGAGCAGUCUUCCUCCAGGGUGAUGUGCAGGAUUAUGAGAAAGUGCUCAAAGCUAGUGAGGGAAUUGACACUGUAUUUCAUUUGGCAAGCAUUGGCAUGGAUGGAGCACAGCAAAAAGAAGAGAUUGAGUCCGUCAAUGUGGGAGGAACAAAAGUGAUCAUUGAUGUUUGCAAAUCAGGAAACAUUUCCAAACUGAUCUAUGCCAGUACAGUGAACGUUAUAUUCGGAGGGAUUCCCAUUGAAGAUGGAGAUGAAACAUUGCCAUAUUUUCCGCCCGAGAAGCAAUGGGACAACUACUCCAGAACCAAAACAAUUGCAGAGCAGAUGGUUCUAGCUGCCAGUGGAGCCUCACUUCAGGGAGGAGAGAAGCUCCGAACAUGUGCACUUCGCUUCUCUGGAAUCUACGGCCCAGGAGAUCAGAGAACUAUUCCAGUGUUCAUCAAAGUUAUCCAGAGACAUCCCGUACACUUAAUCUCUGAAACCCCGGACACAUGGAUGAACUGGAUUCAUGUAGAUAAUGCAACACAAGCCUUCCUCCUUGCCAGCAAAGCUCUGACGGCAGAGAAAAAUUUCAUCGCGAGUGGUCAAGCCUAUUUUGUACACGAUGGAGAAAAAGUCAAUUUCUUCAAAUGGAUAGUAGUUCUGUAUGAAAAGUUGGACCACCAGAAGCCGAGUCUGUAUCUUUCCCCCUUUGUUUUGAAAAUCACAGCUAUCGUUAUGGAAUAUCUGCACUGGCUUCUUAAUCCCAUAUUUAACUUUACACCAUUGCUGACCCAAAUGCAGGUGAAAAGCGUCGUUGUUACCAACACUUUCUCGAUAGACAAAGCACGUAACCAGCUGGGUUACUCUCCAAAGCCGUAUUCGCCGGCCGAGGUGAUGGGCCAUUAUCUGCAAACAGAACCUACGCAUAAAGAAGAAGGAUGUUCCUUCCGAUAAUAUUCAUAUUUGGCUUUUAUUUUAUUGUGGGGUCCUUUAUUCCUUAUUUAACUGUUUUCAGAGACUUUUCAGCAUAUGGAGAACAAAUGGCUUGGUUUUAGGUGGACUGGCCCCUCUCGAGGGGGCUGAUGGCUCCUUUGGCACCGAGCUUUGACCUGACUUUCUUUUUUUCGUUUCUUAAUCUUGACAUGGGCGGAAGCAAAUCAGAACAGGGGAACAGGGGAAGGCAAAGCCCUGGACUGAGAGCUUGGUCGGAAAAUGGAUGAUGAACUGGAAGGUGGGCUGGACUACACCUUUCCGAGGUUGAAACCAUUUGUCCUAGGUACCGUAGUCACCAGUGUCUCUCCGUCACCUGUGGCAGCUCUUCAAAGGAGGUCCAAUCAGUACCCAAGAGUACUAUAUAAUUUUUGUGGUGUUUUAGCCCAUUAGCCAGCUAGGCCUUGUGAGUGCCAGCAAAAUAUUCUUUGGAGAUUCUCCCAUUACUUGUUACUCCCUUGUAAAGACAGCCUGAGGAACUUGCAUACUUCCCUUGCUUUUGAAAUUGUGCAACUGAAACUCUCGGAAGCAGGGUUUCCUUGGCUGGCUCGCAAAACGCCAGGUGGCCGCUGGAGGGCGGCCAAGUGAUACAGACAUCUCCAAAGCAUUGGCCCCAUCUAGUGGCCAUGUGGAGUUCUGCACCACAAAUACAACAUUUUAAACUCCGACCUUGGAGGAACGGUUAUAACCAGCCCCCGGGUCACCAUUUUCUUCUUCCCCAUUUCUGAUGUACUCAGUCUCAAAGCAAUCAUCUUGUGGAUGUGCAAUAGAGCCCUUCUCUUUGUAAAUCAUUUCGUCCUACUACAGCUAUUCUUUCUCUUCCCCUUUCCCAUCCUUCCCCAGCUCCAUGAUCACUUUUGCAGUGGAGAUGCUGGAGGGAGAAGGAAGCGCUGGCCCGGCUUACGAUUUCCCCAUCAACUCACGCCGGAUAAACGUUCGCUACCCAAACCUUUUCUUACAAGCAAAAGUGCUUCCCAAAAAUGGUGUGCAAGAACUCAUCCCGUGCACACAGACAGUUGCAUUAUUUGUAGAAUUAUUUGUAGGUUUGGACUGGAAGUUGAUUGUGGCCUUCAAGCUAAGAUCAAAUGGUAUUUAUCAUGUGGAAGGGAGGCUUGUCUGGAUGUUUGACUCAACAGAGUAACUCAGCUUCAAAGGCCUGUGACCACUUGGGGACAGCUUUAAAAAUAAAGCAAUUUAGGAAAGGCACGUGAGAGCCUGGAGGUUGCUCUUUGGGGAUUAGCACCCCAAAACCGGUCACAACGUUUACCGCCAUCGUGAGAUGUAUUAUGUUUCUGUUUAAAUAAAUGUAAUGAUUUCUAAGCUGAACAAUAAAUAGUCCA
This is a messenger RNA of Python bivittatus (Burmese python), 4289 nucleotides long. RefSeq names its product putative short-chain dehydrogenase/reductase family 42E member 2. Gene Ontology annotation, biological process: steroid biosynthetic process. The record is from RefSeq and is a predicted model, not a curated record. NCBI's taxonomy places the organism in Eukaryota, Metazoa, Chordata, Lepidosauria, Squamata, Pythonidae. Gene Ontology annotation, molecular function: oxidoreductase activity, acting on the CH-OH group of donors, NAD or NADP as acceptor.